Dimorphilus gyrociliatus is the source of this 1492-nucleotide messenger RNA. Lineage: Eukaryota; Metazoa; Annelida; Polychaeta; Dinophilidae. The record is from the annotation of a GenBank genome assembly.
GUCCUCUGUCACGUGAUUUCGUAGGAGUUUCUUUGCAGAAACACGAAUGGCGCCGUAUUGACAAUAGGUAACAUCUGUUAUCUUAACUUACCUUUCAUUGCAAUCUGAUCAACCUAUUCAUUAGAUUACGUAAUAUAGACGGCUUUCAAUAACCAACGAUUUAGAGUGACUUUUAAUUUUUAUUCUACCCGAAUUAAGUUAUCUUAUAUAAUUAUGACGGUUAUUUUAAGCCGAUUAUAUCUACCUACGUGCUUGCAUAUAUUAUUCAGAUAAAGAAUGAUGUAGUUUUUAAAAGAGAGAGUAUGCAUUUUAUAUUAAGAAUAUAUAUGUGUUUAGUAAAAUAACAUAUUCUUUACUGUAUCCAUAGAAACCUCUCUAUCAUUUAUAUAUAUAUAUAUAUAUUUAUAUACUGUAUAUAUGUGUUUGUAUGUUUGCAAAGGCUAUAAAUAUACAGUUAUAGAUAGACAUAGACAGCUAUAUGAAUUUCGUAAAUUGAAUGGUAAAUAGGAUUAAUCAUCCUCUUUUUAAUGUGAUGCUUAGAGAGUACAAUAUAUAUAUAUAGAUAUAUUAGUAUCUAUAUAUAUAUAUAUAUAUAUAUAUAUAUAUAUAUAUAUUGGAUAUUUACACAUAUGCAUUCUAUAUAAAUCAGAUUGUACUGAUGAGAGUUAGAUAUUCGCUUUAAGGAGAGUGCAAGUAAAUGGAUAUUUUGUAAUUUACACAUCUCUUUUGCAGGCUGUCUGGAAUGAAAGCAGCCGUUACGUUGUUCAUUUUUUUCGUAUUUUUGGCCCUGAAUCAAGCCGCUCCGCAGGCUAAAGUUCGCGUAAAACGGGCCCUGGAGCAGCUGGAAUAUGGAAACCAUCAGAAUAGACCCAGAGUAAAAAAAGCGGAUCCGAAUGUGCCGCAGAAGCUUAUGCCGCCUAAUCCCAUAGCCACAAAACGACUGGAAGAGACUAAAUCGCCGGCUCCAGUAACAAAAGUGGAGAGUGAUAAAGCUGCUAAGUCAGAUGUUGCAAUCGUACCCAAGGAAAAGACAGUCGAAGAGGAUAAGGAAUUGAGUGAUAUCUAUGAUUGGCUUAUGAAGAGUAUGAAGCCGGAAAUGAGAACAAAUUGGAGAAAGAAAAGGUCUUCGGCAACUGCAGAGGAUAUGUCAGGCGCCCCCGUACAGGCUCGUUCAAAACGCUCUCUCUACUAUGAUUUGCCAAUGGAUGUUUACGAAGAUGAGAUUCCAUUCGACGAUGACGAGACUUAUCCAUCGCUCUACGAUUGGAAAGAUCCUUACGAAUAUUAUGAAAACUCUGAAUAUCCAACCUCUGACAGCCUCAUUCCAGAAGACGAGGAAGAUAUCUCAGAGCUCUAUGGAUAUAAAUCGGAACCAACGUGGAAACGAGCAGCCCCUUAUGGAUUAUAUGAUACUGUUAGUGAGAAAAGGAGUAGAGAGGAGGCAAUGAAUCGUCUCUAUGCUUUGGCUUAUAGAUUGGGUAAAAAGAAGUAA